Molecule: messenger RNA, 5202 nt
Organism: Drosophila suzukii
Lineage: Eukaryota; Metazoa; Arthropoda; Insecta; Diptera; Drosophilidae
Product: phospholipid-transporting ATPase ABCA3
Biological process (GO): transmembrane transport; lipid transport
Cellular component (GO): intracellular membrane-bounded organelle; membrane
Molecular function (GO): ATP hydrolysis activity; lipid carrier activity; ATP binding
Source: RefSeq, a predicted model, not a curated record
UCAUCAAAACAUUUCGAAAAUGUCCAGUGGUCCCCCGCCAGCAAAGCCGCAGAGCAGCAUCUGCAUGCUGUGGCUGGUCAUUUGCAAGACGGCUCGCUUCCAGCUGGCCAAUACGCUGACCAGCGUUAUCAUCAUUGUGGGGCCCAUCGUUGUUUUCCUCGUCUAUGCGGCCACGGCUCUGUUCCGGGAGCCGUUGGCAGAUUCUGCGGUAAAGCACCCACCAGUCAAUAUCACCAUAAGCGAAGUGCCGUACAUUUUAUACUCACCUGAGAAUCUGGUUGUGGCUGCUGUCAUUGAGGAUGUGGUCCGCGAUCUGAAAGCCAAAGGUAGCGAGGCUUUUCCCAGCGCCUUUCAGUUAAAUCGCGCUCUAGUGGAAAAGAAUACAUACGGCUACGUGGGCAUUGAGUUUGAAGACACCUUCAGCGGCAUUAAGGUUCUCCCGGAUAAAGUCACGGUGGCCUUACGCUUCCCACUUCACUUGAUAACGAAUCCCAAGCUGACUUGGGACGACAGGGCGAUCUGCAAGCACUCCGACAUGGACACUGAUUACUAUCUGGAAGAGGGAUUCCUAGCUGUGCAGGCCAAACUGAGCGAGGCGUUGAUCAGGGCCAAAAACGAAAGCGCCAUCCUUCCAGAAGUGAUGGUGAAUCCCUAUCCAGACCCCAAGCACUUAGAGGGCACAUUCAUGGAUAACAGGUUGUCUUUGACUGGGGUCCUUCUCCUGCCCUUCACCAUAUCCGCCGCAUAUCUCGCACAAAUGAUUGUAAUGGAGAGGAGGGAGCAACUGAGGGCCAUGUUGGAGCUUCUGGGCGUCAGGGCGUGGAUCUACUGGAUGUCCUGGUUUUUGGUGGCAUUUCUCCUCUUAUCCAUUCCCACCGUGUUUAUGAUUCUCCUGCUGAAGUGGCGCUACUAUCCGAUGAGCGAUUGGUCUCUGGUGCUGUUCUUUCUUUUGGUCUACAACUUCGAGGUCUUGUGCUCGGCCUUCAUGAUUUCAUCCUUUUUCUCGGACACUGUCGGGGUGCAGGUGGCCAUCCUGAUCGUGCACUUAGUUGGCUGCCUGCCGUGGCGUGUAUUGAUUAUGGGUUAUGCGCCCACUGUACCAAAAGCUCUCUUCGUCUGCGUGUUCCUCAAUAGCUCGUUGGCCAUGGGACUGCAAGAAUUCUUGAAAAGCGAAAACCUCCACAUAGGAAUGCAUUGGAACAGACUCUUCGAGAAGACCGAUUGGAAAGAAGAAUUUAUAAACUUAGGCCCCAUUCUUAUGUUCAUGAUGCUCGGAGGCGUGGUGCGCUUGCUAGUUCUGGUCUACGUGGAGCACCUGAAGAGCCACCAGACCAAGAAGUGGUACUUUCCGGUCCAGCCAUCCUUUUGGUGCCCGGGAAGGGGGCGGCGGCAAACCAGCGAGCGUGAUCUUGAGUGGCAGGAGGAUGAGGAGUUUAGGGACCGCCCAUUGAUUAUCCGAACCAAGAACCUUGAAAAGGUUUACAACAAGCGCUCUGUUGUCACCGAUGUCAAUCUAGAUUUUUACCAGGAUGAGAUCACAGUGAUCCUGGGGCACAACGAUUCGGGCAAGACGACAAUACUUAUGCUCCUGGCCGGGUUCGUGAAACCCACCUCCGGCGAGGUGACCAUCAACGGAUAUGACCUGGCCACCAAGCUGAGAAAGGCGCGUCAGUCGAUGUGCAUUUGCCCGCAACACAAUGUGCUCUUCGAGAAGGUCAAAGCCAGAUGGCACCUCAAUUUCUUCUGCCGGCUGAAGGGAAUGAACCGGAAAGAGGCUUCUGCCGAGACGGACAAGUAUCUGGAGAUCGGCCUUUUGCAGGAAUUUGCCGACACGAAGGUUAAGGAUCUUCCCAGCGGCAUGAAGCGAAUGCUCAUGCUGUGCUGCAACCUGUGCGGCAACUCGAAGAUCCUGCUCUUGGACGAGCCGGGCACCAGUCUCGAUCCUCUGCUGCGUAACGAAAUGUGGAACCUGCUGCGCCGUGAACGAAUGGGGCGCUGCAUCAUCAUGUCCACGCACAACACGCAGGAGGCCGAGGUGGUCUCGGAUGAGAUUGUUAUCCUGUGCGAUGGCCAAGUGAUCGGUGUCGGCACCACCGGUUUCCUCACUCAGGUGGCCGACACGGGCUCCUUCUACCUUCUGAUCUGCACCAAGAUGGACGCCUGCUAUGUGGAAGAGGUGACGCACUUUCUGCAGAUCCGUUUUCCGGACAUCAGGCUGCAUAAUGAGUACGGUAUUUACGUAUCCUACGAAGUGCCCACAAAAUAUGUGCAGCAGUUCCCGGUUUUGUUACUGGAGCUGGAGAAUGCUCUGCCAGAUCUGUUGCUCCAGGAGUUUAGUUUGUGUGCCCCCACACUAGGCAGUGUCUUUCUGAGGAUUGGAGAGGAAGUGCGGGAGGCCUGGGGCCGGAGCAACUCAGUGAACUUGGUCUCAAGGCUUUCGCCCAUAUCAUCUCUGCUUAACCUCCUUCCCACCUUCGAUGUCCGCGAGGACAACGGAAGCGUAAAGUGCAGCAAUCAGUGGCGGGCCAUCAUGGAGAGGAAGAGAAUCUUCGCGUGGCGCAACCGAAGGUUGUACUGCGUUAUCAUCAUAAUUCCGAUCUUCGUUUGCGUGCUGGUCAUCAGUUUUGCGAUCCUACUGUUUAUACUUGACAAUCAUCUUUCCGAGCUACUGGUCACGGACCUGGGACUCUAUUCCAAGGCGGUGUUUGUGAUCGAAUCGCCCGGGGACGAGGAUAGCUUUGGCCAGCGCUACAGGCAGAAUAUAUUGAGUCGAGGAGCCUCUGUGCGCAGCACAAAGGGAACUCCUCUCGACGACUAUCUUCUGAAGCAGAUGAAGUCUAACCAGUUGAAAGUGAUGCACUCACUUUUGGCCGGCGUUACCUUUAACAGUACCGCCAAUUCGAUUGUCGCCUGGGCGAACAACAAGCUCGAGCACGGUUCCCCACUUUCCUUGGGCAUGGUUUACGCGGCCAUUGGACAUGAGCUGGCCCAACUAGACAUUGAGAUUGUUAACAAACCGUUCCAGGACUCGGUUCUGCAGGCAAUGUCCGGCAUCAGCGAGUACUUCUACAUAGAGUACGCCAUGCUGGUGUUCCAUUACCUUAUAGUGGCAACCACCAUUUUUGCCGCCCUGCCGAUCAUCGAGCGUCAGACCAAUGUGCAGCACCAGCAAUUUUGCAGCGGGAUGAGCCGGAUCACCUACUGGCUGUCGCACCUGUUCUGGGACUAUUGCUACUACAUCGUAAUGAUCGCGGCGCUGAUCGUGGUCAACGGAAUUGUAGUGAAAUCGCCUCUACCUGUCACACUCUUACUGAUCGCCUUCGGCUUCUCCGUCAUUUCGUUCACCUACUUGUUGUGCCUGAUGUCCAAUGAUUUUGGCAGGAUGUUCAGCCUUAUACUGUACAUUAACAUGAUAGGUGUCCUGGCCUUGUUCAUCCAUCCCAAGAGCAACGAAACCCGCUACGCUAUUCUUGAGACCAUGCUCUUGGCUCAUCCACAUUACUCAUUUUUUUGUGGCAUGCAUGAUAUCAUGUUAAGGAGGUGUGUCUACGGCUGGAAAUACCACAAAUUUCUGCUAAUCAGCGGUACAGUGUACCUGAUCCUGGUCCUUUUGGCGUGGGUUCCGCGUCGAGUGAGCUAUGCCUUCAAAUCUGUUAGGAACGAAAAGAUAGACCCAAGCCAUAGAAUUGAGGAUAAGGAAGUUAGCGAAGUCCGGCAGAGAUUAGGCUACUUGACAACAAGAGAAUAUAAUAAUUUCCCUCUCAUUCUGAAGAACGUUUCCAAACGAUACGGCAGUUUAUUGGCAGUAAGAUCUUUAACACUGGACGUUAAUCCCUUCGAGUGCGUUGGUCUGCUGGGAAGGAAUGGGGCGGGCAAAUCCAGCACCUUCUACAUGAUCGUAGGCAUGAGGUCGAUCACCGUGGGCAGCAUUCACAUCCUGGGAUUCAGUUUGAAGAGUCGUCCAAAGGACGGUCUGCGACUCGUGGGCUUCUGUCCGCGGGAAGAGAUGCUUUCGCCGUACAUGACCGGCAGGGAAACGCUGCACUUCUGUUGCAUGAUCAACGGCAUCCGGCGGGAGCACAUCAACAGACUGGUGGAGUCAAUGGGCGAGUGCUUUGGACUGGCCCGCCACAUGAACAUGCGUAUCAGCACCUACAGCAACGGCACCAAGCGGAAGCUAAUGAUUGCCAUGGCCACCCUGGCGCCCACGCUGAUGUGCCUCGAUGAGCCCACUGCCGGCGUGGACAUGCAUGCCAAGUACGAUAUCUGGAAGAUUCUGGAGGGCAUCCGACAAGGCGGUCGCGCCAUCCUCCUCACCACGCACAGCAUGGAGGAGUGCGAGUUCCUGUGCACUAAUGUGGGCAUCAUGGAUCACGGUUCGCUGCUCUGCUACGGAACUUUGUCGCGUCUGAAGUACCGCUUCAACAAGGGAAUCUUUGUCAAAGUGAAGAUGGGCACCCAGGCGGAAAUGGAUGAUGCGGCGGAGGUGUAUGGGCGGAUCACCAUGUUGCCCUCAAGUGACAGUGAAAGGGCAAGCACGCGUAGUUCUCGUCGGAUGUCAUUGGCGCACUUGGUACGACAUCAUAAGCCCACAAUGGAAGCAGUCAGGAAGUCGGAAUUUAGCCGAUCUCAAGUGAGCACCGGCCUCUCCGAAUUGGACAACCUUGAGAACUAUGACCUUUUGUUGCAAAGAUUAGAGGAAGUUUUCCAAAGGGACCAUCCCUACAGCAGUGUCAGCGACAAGUAUCCCUACCGAGGAAUGAUUACCUUCUGCAUUCCAAAAGGGAUGGUAACGUGGUCUGCGAUUUUUCUGUACAUGGAGAACUUAAAAAAUUCCAUGCAGAUAUUGUACUACUCGGUCAGUCAAACGACUUUCGAAGAUGUGUUUAUGGAGUUUGUGAGGAAGCAUAAUGAAUAAAUAGUAACUUCCUAAAUGAAUCAUACAUUUGCUCUAUCAACCUGCUGAGUGCCGGAACGCUUAUCGUAUCUCUGGAUUUGAAUAGAUAUCUGUGAAAGUUUCUUCCACCAAAUGCUAACAAAUCGCAAAAAUUCAGUUUAACGUUGCGAAAAGAGAGUAAAUAAAUCAGGCGAUUUCGCUGAAUCAUGAACCGGCAUUUUCGGCAAACUGAUACUCUGGUUUGUAAAAUUGUUUGUAUAUAUUUUAUAACAUAUGUAGCUAACAAAUAAAUUUUAAAUUAAACU